Messenger RNA from Ctenopharyngodon idella (grass carp), 6467 nucleotides. It is a transcript of the gene snx19b, whose product is annotated as sorting nexin 19b. NCBI's taxonomy places the organism in Eukaryota, Metazoa, Chordata, Actinopteri, Cypriniformes, Xenocyprididae. The record is from RefSeq and is a predicted model, not a curated record. The transcript is spliced from 12 exons. Gene Ontology annotation, molecular function: phosphatidylinositol binding. Gene Ontology annotation, cellular component: early endosome membrane; intracellular membrane-bounded organelle. The coding region runs from base 2742 to 5609 and encodes 955 amino acids.
UAUCUUAAUUUGUGUUCCGAAGAUGAACGAAGGUCUUAUGGGUGUGGAACAACAUGAGGGUAAGUAAUAAAUGACAGAAUUUUCAUUUUUGGGUGAACUAACCCAUAACUGUUUCUGUUUUAAUGAUUUAAUUUAUUCCUGUGAUGCAAGCUGAAUUUUCAGCAUCAUUACUCCAGUCUUCAUUGUCAUAUGAUCCUUCAGGAAUAAUUCUAAUAUGCUGAUUUCUGCUCAAGAAAGCAUAUAUUACCAAUGCUAAAAAAUAGAAAGUAAAAAAAAAAAAUUAUUUGAAAUGGAAAUCUUUUGUAACAUUACCACAAAUUAGUUUACUGUCAUUUUUGAUCAAUGUAAUGCUUCCUCACUGAAUCAAUUUGUUUCAAAACAAACAAACAUGGGGGGGAUGCAAAAUAUGGACAUUUCAGAAGUUUUUUUUUCCUAACACUUUACUAUACGAUUCAAUCGGAAACAUCAGUGCAUUAGUUAUCAUGAACUAACAAUGACAAAUGCUUUAAUCUAGAUUAAUAAAUGCUUACAUUUCUACAUCUUAAAGUUUAAUAAAUUUGAUAUUUUAACAGUUAAAUGCAUUAUGAACUAACAUGGACAAUAAUAUUUUUAUAAAUAAAAAUUAACCUAGAUUAAUGUAAAACUGUUCAUGUUUAGUUCAUGAUGCCUAAUGAGUUUAUUGUAGUGUGACAGAAGUUUAUAUAGAAAGGUUUUUUGUAGAUCUGAGGUUCUCAACCUUUUUGACUUCAAAGCUCCCUAUUGUCCACAACACUUUUCCAGUUUUUCAUUAUUAAUUACAUAAGGAUUUUUAAAAGACAAUUUGAACCUUAUAAAAUAUUUUAGAGCUUGACAAAACUAGAAAAAAAUGUUUAAUAUAAAAUUGGAGAUUAUUAAUUUACCAGACUUUUCCAGGUCUAGAAAUCUCUCUUUUUUCAAAAUAAGGCUUUCUCAUAUAUUCAGAUUUUCCAAGACCUUAGGAAUCUUGGUUCUUUAAAGAAAAAGGGUGUGAAUUACAUUUUUUUUUUAGUUGUUUUGGCUUGUUUUAAUGCUUGUUUAGUCUUAUUUGAAAUAAUUUUAAGACAACUUGAUUCUUCAUUCUUAAAAAUAAAGGAUCCAAAAGGGUGUUUUUGCAGCGAUGGCAUAGAAGAACCAUUUUUUGUUCCCCAAAGAACCUUUUAUUGAACAAUUCUUAAAAGAACCAUUACUCUGGUUUAAUGUGUAGAACAUUUUAAAAAACUUAAGAACCAUUUUUCUCUAUGAAGAAGUUUCAUGGAACCAUUAAUGCCAAUAAAGAACCUUUUAUUUUUAAGAGUCUUGAGGCCCUCUGGUUGAGAACCACUGGUGUAAAUUAUUCCGAUCCUCCCAGCAGCACACACUUUGUGUACAACCGGGUUCUGCCUUUUUGGACACAAAUGAGCAAUGACUGAUCAUAAUGACAUGUAGUUGGUGUAAAUCAUUUGGAAAUGAACACUCAUGCAUAUGGAGUUACGCUUAAACAUUUUUUUCCCUCAGGAUGCAGCUCUUGCGCAAUAUGUCUAUGAAUUGUCCAUAAGGGAGAACUCAAAUACUGCUUUUAUAGUGCAAUAUAAUGCUCGGAAAAACUCUUUUGGAUAAGUCAACAGAGAGGACACACUUCAAAAUAUAUUUUACCUGGUGGAAACGGUCUCUAAUAGCCAUGUCUGUGUGUUUGGAGGGGUGUACUGAGGAAUUUGCACAUAGGCCUACUGUACAUCACUUCUGUGCUCUUGUUAGUAUGAGCAGGUUGUCUGAGCCAAUCAGAAUAAUCUACACUAUGGGUCACUGUCCAGCUGGACAUGAUUCAAAUGGACUGGCUGGAUCAAUGAGUUCUGAAAGAAAAGUGGUCCAGUUUACCUGAGUUCACCCUAUUUAUCUGGCCAUGUUCAGCGAAAUGUGUGCUUUUUCAGCAACAGCUGUGUUGUUGCUUUAAACGCUUUCUUCAAGAGUCAUGUGAUGGCUGUAGAGGAGAAUUAUUGGUUCUGUACACAAAAUGUGUAUUUAAAUCUUGUCUGUUGUUUGCACAGUCUAUUAGAGGAAGUGCAAUCUGGGGAGAACAAUAAUGGUAUUUGCAUAUGACAAACAAUAUGGAUAUCUCAUCUGCGUUUUGUUAGGGGAUUCCCUAAAAUUUACAGCAUAACGGAAAUAACUGUCUGUUUGUCAGUUGUAGAAGGACUAACAGUUUUAACAGCACUGGAUGAUUCAUCCAUGUUUAAAUAAGCAGCUGGAGCUGUUUUAACUCCAGUUGCUUCCAAACUUAUGAUGGGGGACUUCAGCUCAAGGUUGACUUAGUUGUUUUUAUUAUGUUCACUGACAUUUUGUUCAACUAUUUAAUUUAUAUAUAUGCAAAAGAGACUUCUUUCAAAAGCAUUAAAUCUUAAGUAUUCCAAAUUUUUGACUAUAUCACCCUAAUGUCAUGGAGUUUCUAGAAAUGUUAGUCAGAAUGACCGUGUCCUGUUCAGUGUCAUUGUGUGGGGAAAAAAAAUGCAGAGAAAGUGAAUGGUGACUGAGGCUGUGUUGUGUAGCGGGGCGCUGCAGGGAUCUGUAUGACCUCUAGAGGGCGACAAAACGCUGAAUGAAUGGAGUACGCCAUCUGAGGUGGAGAUGACGAGGAAGAAGCUGUCAAAACACUGCAAGGCCGUACGAGUCGGCGUUUAAACAUGAAUUGGUUAGGCUCCAAAUUUGCACCUUACAUUUACCACCUAUGGAGCAUGUAAAUCUCUGCAAUGUCUCCGCCUGAGCUUCUCCACCCGAGCCCCUGGGGCUUGUCUGAGUUUUUGGUCCAGAAGAGGCUUCUUGGUUUUGGGGCACUGCUGGCUUGGAUGGUUUUGUUCCACCUGCUGGUCAACGUUUGGCUCCUCUGUGUCUUCACAAGCUUCUUAGUGGUCUUAGGUGGUUGGCUGGGUUCCAAGGCUGUCCUGGAUUCGGACAGUGUUUUUCAUCUGGAGCGUUUUUUUAAGCUGGAGGAGAUCCCACAUAGUGCCGAGAGUGAGCAACAACUGGAAGAUGAAAUCCAGAAGACAGUUGGCAAGAUCAUACGCGACUUUGUCACCUCAUGGUACGUCACUGUUUCCAGAGAACAGGAGUUUGAGGAUGAGGUGCACAAUGCCAUGAUAUCCAUGGCAAUGGAGCUCAAGGGUCGAGCGGCAAGGGUUGACAGAAAAGCUUUAUCCCAGAGGGUGUUGGAUCUAUCUGGAUGCCACCUUCAGUGCUAUUUGAGUGCCAAGGUAGGACAAGAGGUGGACAAAGAUAGAGAUCUCUGGGAGGCGUACAGCAAACUCUGCCCACCUCAUCCUGCUCUUCAGAGCUCUGCUGUUGAGGUGAAUUAUGUACGGGCCAUUGUUGAUCUCCUUCUGCAUGCUCUUGUACCUCCUCCACAUUUAGAAACCCGAACAGGUCGAUUUGUGGUGGGCGAACUUAUUACGUGCAACGUUCUUCUGCCUUUAAUUACAAAACUAUCUGACCCAGACUGGCUAAACAUGUUAAUUGUAAGCGUCUUCACUAAAUCCAGCGAACCCACAUCAAAACCAGAACCAGUAGAAGUUCAGGCUCCACCUCAAGUUGUAUCUAUUCAAGAAAACGCACCACAAGAACUUAAGGUUCCUUGCGUUCUGACCCUAAAAGUCACCCCAGAGAUGCCUAAAGUAACUGAGGCCCCAACUCCAGAACUUGCAGCUUAUGAUGUCAUUGAUUCCAUUGAACUUUAUUCUCCACCCAACCUGGAGGAAGACGAACCAAGGCUGACAAAACCAUUUCCAUUGGGUUUCAGCCCUAGAGAUUUUCUGCGACUCGGCAAGCCCAAUCCGUUCUAUCAAGAAACAGACUCUGAUUUGGAAUCUCCUCUGACAGACUUCAAGCGGAGCUCCCUGGAAUCGCUGGUUCUGAUUGGCACGGAGGAGACCCUUUCGGAAAGAUUCACAGAUUGCACAACUCCAGUUGACACUGUGUUAGAUCUAGAGGAUGAACUUCCAACUUACACCAAUACAACAGAGAAGGAGCUAUCGGUACAUUCCGCCGGUGUGCCCGAGGAAGAGUCAUCAAGCUUUUGCAAUCUUCAGCCAUUGGAGAAAAGUACUUCGAGUGCAGACCAGCCGGGCCUGGUGAACCCCAGUGAGCUGGCUUUGACUGCGCCCAUCCAGGCCUCUUCACCAGCUGGGAUGGCGUCCCUGACACCUUUCAACUUCGAGCCCCUAAACAGCCCAGAGGGUCCGGUCAUUAUCCAGAACCUCCGCAUCACUGGCACCAUCACUGCCAAGGAGCACAGAGGCACUGGCUCACAUCCCUACACUCUCUACACUGUAAAGUAUGAGACAGCCGUGGAUUCAGAGAAUCCAGAAAAUUUGCAGCCUUUGGCCUAUCACACUGUCAAUCGACGAUACAGUGAAUUCCUCAACCUUCAGACCCGUUUGGAGGAGAAACCAGAAUUGCGCAAAAUUAUUAAAAAUGUGAAAGGACCAAAGAAAAUCUUUCCUGAGCUUCCAUUUGGAAACAUGGACAGUGACAAAGUCGAGGCCAGGAAAAGUCUUUUGGAGACAUUCCUUAGACAACUUUGUGCCAUUCCUGAAACGGCCAACAGUGAAGAAAUGCAAGAAUUUCUCGCUCUAAACACUGAUGCAAGAAUUGCCUUUGUGAAGAAACCUUUCAUUGUUUCACGCAUAGACAAGUUUGUGGUGAAUGCUAUAGUGGACACCCUGAAGACGGCCUUCCCUCGCUCAGAACCACAGAGCCCUACUGAUGACAUGGAUGCAGAGCCUGAUGGGAAAUUAUCCACUGACAAGAAAUCCAAGUCUAGAAUAAGGUUCUCUAGUAAAAUUUCCCCUGCUCUCAACGUAUCUGACAUGAAACCCAAAGUGCUUUACUGCUGUGAUGAAAGCAGCACUAUUUUCAAUGGUUUCUCGUUGAAUGGACUGGAGAGCUUCAUCUCAGAGAAGGAGCGAUUUGAGGUUAAUGCUCCAGGGUUUGAUGCUGAUGCAGAAAGAAGCGGAGGCUCGGGACCCAGAUGGGAUAUGAAACCCUGCACAUGUGUCAGAGCACAGCUACAGAGUGAACCUGCCUUCUGUGACUCUGCUAGUGAGAUGGCUCUAUCUGACCAGGCCCUAAAUAUCCUGUGCGUGCUCUUGAAGGAUCAAUGGAGCUGGCUCUGCACAGAGAACAUCCAGAGGACCAUCAGACUGCUAUUUGGGACCCUCAUAGAAAGGUGGCUAGAAGUGGGUGUGGUUAACCUGACCUGUACGCAGUAUUGGGUGAUUUAUCUGCGGGUGCUGCAGGAGGCCAUCUGGCCUGGAGGAAGUCUGCCGGCUCAACCCCGACCCCAACGCAGCCAGCAGCAGAAAGAUGAGAGCAGAAAGCAGGCUCUGCAGUGCCUUAUGAAACUACUGCCAGAUCUGAUCUCUGAUAUUCUAGGCUCUGAGAAGUACAAGAUAUCUUGGCAGAUGGUUGUGGAUUCUUUUCAGAACCCCACCAUAAACAGGCAUCUUGUGUACUGCAUCUGGGAUCUGCUAAUCGAGUUUCUUGUCCCUGAGGUGUCUGACGAGGACUUUCAGAAAACACUUCUGCACAGCCUGUCCAAAAAUGCUGAGAAGCUGCCACCAUAGGUGUGCUGGGGGGAAUGGAGACAUAAAAACACUUGCAUACAUACAUACGUAUCACAUACAAACGUGUGGUCAGUUGCAGUGUUAGAAAUAUGCGAUCAAGAAAGUGUGGAUUUUAUUCACUAUAGCCUGUGUCUGGCACCAAUUUAGGUCUCCCUGUUUCUGGGACACACUACGCACGUCCGGGCGAGCUUUGAUUAAUGGACACCUGUUUUGUGUUUUAUCAAACCACAAGUCCAAUCUCAAAAGCCCGACAUACCGGAUCUGAAUUAGUCGCAAGUUCUCCAACUUUUAUCCACCUAGUUCUCACUUCAGCUUUGGGCAAAGCUCUUACAGAUGGACUUCACAGAUCAUUUCCGCACUGUCCUAUUGUGUGCUUAUGGUCUUUCAGUCUUGUUAUACCUUGAGUUUACACAAAUUCACGCUGUCCCAGUUUUAUCUCUUCAGCCUUCUGCAUGAGGAAAGCCUAUUUUUCCUUGAGAUUCCUUUUUAAGUAUGAAAUUUCGUCACAUCUGCUUCUGGUGUCACGGUAGAGUUGUACGUGCUUUGUGUGCUUUCAGCCAACUUAAGAAGCCUUUAGACAUAAUGUCUCUCUUCACCACUUCUAAUUAAGUGGUUAGAUGCUGACAUAAAGCCUCUGAAGAAAAGAUCAUGUUGAUUUUUCAAAAACGGCCAGUUUUCAGAACAUUUGUCUUAUAAUUAUCUAUUUACGGUCUUUUUGAAGUAUGUAAGUUAUCUUAAAUGGUUAGUUCACCCAAAAAUGAAAAUUAUGUCAUUUAUUACUCACCCUCAUGUCGUUCUACACCCGUAAGACCUUCGUUCAUCUUCGGAACACAAAUUAAGAUAUUUUUGAUAAAAUCC